This is a messenger RNA of Fusarium redolens, 1905 nucleotides long. RefSeq lists its product as uncharacterized. Bases 104 to 1816 code for a protein of 570 amino acids. NCBI's taxonomy places the organism in Eukaryota, Fungi, Ascomycota, Sordariomycetes, Hypocreales, Nectriaceae. The transcript has 2 exons. The record is from RefSeq and is a predicted model, not a curated record.
CUCAUCUUUUCAACCCAGGGCAGCUGAACAAGACCAGGCUGAGGGCCUCAAAAAUUCUUCCCUCAUUUUCUCGUCCCUCCAUAGACCUGAUAAUCUCAUUAAAAUGUCAGGCUUCGAAGUCGCCGGUAUCGUGCUCGGCAGUAUACCUAUCGUAGUAUCUGCGCUCCAAUGCUAUAUGAACGGUCUUGGCACUCUGCAGAACUUCCGAUCCUACAAGCGAAUCCUGAAGAGUCUGAUCUUAACUCUCAAAACUGAGCACGUCAAUCUUCAGAAUAUAUGUGAGAAGGUUCUGAUAGGAAUUGCACCACAAACACGAAUUGAGGAAAUGAUUCGAGAUCCGUUCGGAGAUCUUUGGAGAGAAGAGGAUAUCUUCAAUAAACUGCGCUUGAGGCUCUGGUCAUCGUUGCAAGUGUUUGAUGACCGAGUUCAGGAUAUGAGAGAGGCUAUCGAGGAGAUGAUGGAGAAGCUCAAUAUUGGUACAGACGGAAAGGCCGAAUGGAUCGAAAGCUCUUCGAUAAAGAAGCAGUUCAAACGAGCAACAUUCAUCCUUCAGAAGUCCAACCACGAAGAAGUCCUUACAAGAAUACGCGAUGGCGUCUCUGCUCUCCAAAGGCUGGCCGUUCUCAACACAGAUCUAGAGUCACAGAGAAAAUCUCGAUCCCAAGGACGACUCAACAAACUAGUCAAUGGAAUGCUCAGUGGCAUAUAUCACGCACUACGGUCAACUAUGACCUGCAAAUGCUCUGGCUUGCAUGAUAUUGGCUUGAGACUUACACCUCCGUCACGGACUGUUGUUCCUGAGGAUGACGAUGAGGAUAUUAUCAAGGAGUUGCAGUUCCGUCUUGCCGUCUCGUACCUGACGGCAUCGCAAGCAAAUACUUCGAAGCAAUGGAAUGAAAUUCUCUUGAAGAGCGGAGAGGACUCGAAGACAUCAACGGUUUCUUUCACGGCACAGAGUACAGCCACUUCGAGGAAGACAGUUGGGUUUGCUGUCCCAUCAACUACCUCUUCAACAAGCGGCCAGCAUUCACAAACAGUUAUUAUCGAAUCAGCCUUAUCAAACCUCACUCUCAACACUCUCAGGACAAUGUCUGAGCCCAUUUGUUCCAAACACAUCAGCAAUCUUUGCGAAGCCAUGCAAACGAUGGGGAAGAAGAAACAAGGCGAGAGAUGUGGACAUAUUCAGCACUGCUACAUGACCCAGACUCAGAAGUAUGAUGUUUAUACGCUGGAGUGUCUGGGCAGCUGUGAUGAAUGGUCUCUGGUACCACUAAAACAAGUCCUUCAAAAUCCAGCGUUGCUCUACGGUGAUAAGCUACGUCUGGCUUGGAUGAUUGCUUGUGGUGUUUUACAAAUGCAGGGUACGCCUUGGGUUGCGGAUAUUCCACGAAGUGAGGACAUCUUCAUUGCUCAAAAGGGUGGUGUUCAUCAAUUCCACCAUGUCUUUGUUCUCAGACACUUCCCCGAAUAUCCCAGAGUCAAUGCAUCAACAUCAACGACCAACCCGUUUAUGCUAUAUCUCGGAAUCUUACUCAUCGAGCUCAUUCUUGGCCAGUCAAUAGCAACUCUGGAUUCACCCCAGACUCAAACAUUAGAGCCUGGUGUACCGAGACAUAUCCGUGAUUACGAAGCUGCCAGUAAGCUUUUAGGACGGGUCAUGAUGACUGGUGGCUCUGGGUAUUACAAUGCGGUCGAGCGAUGUUUACGAUCGGAUAUGCAAAUAGGUACAACUGGAGGUUCGUGCUGUUUUCAAGGGGACGUGAUUUCUGGAGUUCUUGAUCCCCUUGAGCAGGAUUUACGAAGAUUGGUAGCAUGACCAAAGUUUCGGUUGUCGACUUAAGCUUCUCGUGCGUGAUGUUGAGUGGCCACACUGGGAGGGCUCGGUGGUUGUUGAAAGCAUAAAGG